This is a messenger RNA of Lampris incognitus (smalleye Pacific opah), 1296 nucleotides long. RefSeq names its product interaptin-like. The coding region runs from base 1 to 1296 and encodes 431 amino acids. The transcript has 3 exons. The record is from RefSeq and is a predicted model, not a curated record. NCBI's taxonomy places the organism in Eukaryota, Metazoa, Chordata, Actinopteri, Lampriformes, Lampridae.
AUGUGGACGGAAACCUUGCUCUUUAUUCUCUCUAUCUGUCUGUCUAUUAGUCUGUCCAUCUCUCUGUCUGUCUCUCGAGCUGUCUCUCUGUCUGCUUUUCUUUCAAGCAAUCAGCUGACUGAAGAGGACCAACAGAGCAACGAGCUGACUGAAGAGGACCAACAGAGCAAUCAGCUGACUGAAGAGGACCAACAGAGCAACCAGCAGACUGAAGAGGACCAACAGAGCAAUCAGCUGACUGAAGAGGACCAACAGAGCAACCAGCAGACUGAAGAGGACCAACAGAGCAACCAGCUGACUGAAGAGGACCAACAGAGCAAUCAGCUGACUGAAGAGGACCAACAGAGCAACCAGCUGACUGAAGAGGACCAACAGAGCAACCAGCUGACUGAAGAGGACCAACAGAGCAACCAGCAGACUGAAGAGGACCAACAGAGCAAUCAGCUGACUGAAGAGGACCAACAGAGCAACCAGCUGACUGAAGAGGACCAACGGAGCAAUCAGCAGACUGAAGAGGACCAACGGAGCAAUCAGCUGACUGAAGAGGACCAAUGGAGCAACCAGCUGACUGAAGAGGACCAAUGGAGCAACCAGCUGACUGAAGAGGACCAACAGAGCAAUCAGCUGACUGAAGAGGACCAACAGAGCAAUCAGCUGACUGAAGAGGACCAACAGAGCAACCAGCUGACUGAAGAGGACCAACAGAGCAACCAGCUGACUGAAGAGGACCAACAGAGCAACCAGCUGACUGAAGAGGACCAACAGAAGGACCAACAGAGCAACCAGCUGACUGAAGAGGACCAACAGAACAAUCAGCUGACUGAAGAGGACCAACAGAGCAACCAGCAGACUGAAGAGGACCAACAGAGCAACCAGCUGACUGAAGAGGACCAACAGAACAAUCAGCUGACUGAAGAGGACCAACAGAGCAACCAGCAGACUGAAGAGGACCAACAGAGCAAUCAGCUGACUGAAGAGGACCAACAGAGCAACCAGCUGACUGAAGAGGACCAACGGAGCAAUCAGCAGACUGAAGAGGACCAACGGAGCAAUCAGCUGACUGAAGAGGACCAAUGGAGCAACCAGCUGACUGAAGAGGACCAACGGAGCAACCAGCUGACUGAAGAGGACCAACAGAGCAAUCAGCUGACUGAAGAGGACCAACAGAGCAAUCAGCUGACUGAAGAGGACCAACAGAGCAACCAGCUGACUGAAGAGGACCAACAGAGCAACCAGCUGACUGAAGAGGACCAACAGAGCAACCAGCUGACUGAAGAGGACCAACAGAGCAAUUAG